CGGAUGAAGAGGCAAAGGAUUAAAACUAGUCAUGCGACCAUCAGACUUUUCACCAUGUAUGACUCGAAUUGGAUUGUAACCAGGUCGACUCUUUCCUUUGUUCAGCCCUUUUUGUUGACUUUGCAUUUUGCAUCGUUAUCUUGAGCCUCACUUCAGUUUGUACUCUAUAACUCUUUGACCGACCGCUCAUGAAUCCUCAGGGCGGCUCUCAAAUAAAGUGACGUAUCUCCUAUCUACCAAACCCACAAAACAAGGACACAACAAAGAGCGAGGUGAACUGGGCUUCCAAGUCCCAACGAAUCUUAGAGGCAAACAACUCAAUCGAUAAGGCGGGAGAGCAAAGCGCAUCAACAAGCGUCUUCAUUCAUCAACCAUCGCAUCCUUCCUCACGCUUAAACCCCAACCUGUACCUAUCAAGAGACGGUUGCACAAAACAGUGAGACAGCAUUACACGCGGUCCUACGGACAACAGCAGCCACCAUGGCGCCCCCGACCGAACUCCUCAACCUCGACGUCGAGGCCAUAUCGGGGAUCCUCGGCUCCGUAUCAAUAGCAUGCUGGGUCGUCGUCUUCUCCCCGCAAAUCAUCGAAAACUUCCGCCGCUCAUCCGCCGAUGGACUCUCCAUCCAAUUCAUCAUCAUCUGGUUAACGGGCGAUGUCUUCAACAUCUUGGGGGCCGUAUUGCAAGGGGUCCUGCCGACCAUGCUCAUCUUGGCCAUUUAUUACACCAUUGCCGACGUGGUGCUUUUGGCGCAAUGUUUCUAUUAUCGGGGAUUUACCUGGCGGGAUGAAGUGGUUCCCACCAUUGCCAUUGACUCCGACGACAGUGAAGCUACUUCAGAGCGUGAUAUGGGGAGCAGACGCGGAAAGAACAAGGGUAAGGGGAGGGCUGAUGGUAGUCGGGGGACGUCGAGCGAUGAAGGAAGAAGGGUAGGAGAAGAUUUGGAAUCGGGACCGGAUGAGCGUACCGCUUUGCUGGGAGGAGCAAGAGAAAGAGGAAAUGCAGGCGUGUCAUCCUCAUCCGCGAGCACUAUCACCAGCACUACCUUAACUCCCCACCACCACAACAACGGACAUACCGGUCACGGCCACCACCUCAGAGUCUGCGGCGGCGGCGGCGGCGAUCUCUACCCCUACGACGGUACCGGCGAAGGUCGCGGGUCCAGCUGGUCGCAUCUCUCGCCCGCGGUCCCCCUCGUCGACGACGCCGACCUCGAAGCCGAAAUCCUGCAGCAACCGCGCGGGCGCAACGGCAACAACCGUGCACGACCUGCUGCUGCCGGUCCCACGAAGCUGCAAUCCUUCCUGUUCAACCUCAUGGCCAUCCUCAUGGUUUGCGCAGCCGGCGUCAUGGGUUGGUUUUUGUCUCGGGAGUAUUACCCACAACAACCAUCAUAUGAACCUCCUCCAUCUUCCGAUCCCCAAGACGGCGGCCUCCCCAAAACAGGAGUCGAGUUCUCCUUUUGGGGUCAAAUCUACGGCUACCUCUCCGCCAUCCUUUACCUCGGUUCUCGACUUCCUCAGCUACUUCUCAACUUUCGGCGCAAGUCCACCGAGGGUGUCUCCAUGCUCUUCUUCUUGUUUGCCUGCCUGGGCAACUUGACCUAUGUCUUAUCCAUCUUGGCCUACGACGGAUCGUCGGAAUGCGCUGCUGGCCCGGGCGAUUGCGAGGAUGGAGAGCCAGGACAGAUUUACUGGCGCUAUGUGCUGAUCAACAUGAGUUGGUUGGCGGGCAGCGCGGGGACGUUGUUGUUGGAUGCGGCGAUUUUUAUACAAUUCUUUUUGUAUAGUAACGAGGAGGUUUGGAGUGAUGAUGAGGAUGAUAGUGAGUGGGAUAGUGAAAGUGGGAGUGGGAGUGGGAGUGAUGGGUGUAGUGUGAUUAGUGAGAGGAGUGGAACGGUUAGUGAGGAUGGGCAGGCAGGGGUUGAGCAGGGCCAGGAAAGUGAUGGGAGGGGGUGGGAUAGUGAUGAUGAGAGAAGUAAAUUGGAUGAGGCUGAGGUGAGAGGUAGGAGGAGGAGGGCGGAGAGAGAUGUCGGGGUGAGGGGAGGUGCGUCCGUGGGUGCGGGUGGAAGUGAGAGUGGGAGGUUAUGA
Molecule: messenger RNA, 2091 nt
Organism: Neurospora hispaniola
Lineage: Eukaryota; Fungi; Ascomycota; Sordariomycetes; Sordariales; Sordariaceae
Product: PQ loop repeat-domain-containing protein
Exons: 2
Coding region: 481-2091 (536 amino acids)
Cellular component (GO): membrane
Source: RefSeq, a predicted model, not a curated record